Messenger RNA from Dictyostelium purpureum, 1017 nucleotides. RefSeq lists its product as uncharacterized. Gene Ontology annotation, biological process: pyrimidine nucleotide import into mitochondrion. The record is from RefSeq and is a predicted model, not a curated record. NCBI's taxonomy places the organism in Eukaryota, Evosea, Eumycetozoa, Dictyosteliales, Dictyosteliaceae. The coding region runs from base 1 to 1017 and encodes 338 amino acids. Gene Ontology annotation, molecular function: pyrimidine nucleotide transmembrane transporter activity. The transcript has a single exon. Gene Ontology annotation, cellular component: mitochondrion.
AUGCAAAAUAAUAUACAAAACAACAAUAAUAAUAAUAAUAAUAAUGGUAACAAUAAGAAGAAACUUAGAUCAAAAAAUGUGGUAUUACACUUUAUAGCAGGUGGAGCAGGUGGAGCAAUGGGUGUUAUUUGUACAUCUCCAUUAGAGGUUAUUAAAACUCAACUUCAAGCAAAAAACUCAAUGUUAUUAGUUAAAGAUAAACCAAGAUUUAUGCCAACUACAUUUUAUUCAUUAUAUCAUUUAGUAAAAAGAGAUGGAAAAAGAGGGUUAUUUAAAGGAUUGGGUACUCAUUUAUCGGGUGUAGUACCAGCAAGAGCAAUUCAUUUUAGCACAUAUAGUUUAACCAAAUCAGUUAUGAAUAAAUUAGGAUAUACAGAUGGUCCAACAUUAUGGAUUACCAGCGCAGUUACGUCUGGUAGUGCAGUAGCGAUAGUGACAUCACCCAUUUGGUUGAUUAAAACUCGUAUGCAAUUACAAACUUCAUUAAAGAAUUUUAAUGAAGGUACACAAUAUAAAGGUUUUCUUCAUUGUUGUUUUUCAAUUGUACGUGAAGAGGGUCCAUUAGGUUUCUAUAAAGGUUUAGGUGCUUCAUUAAUUUCAGUAUCGGAAUCAGCAUUCCAAUUUGUUCUCUAUGAAGGUUUUAAAAAUGGUAUUUUAAAGUUAAAACGUGAAAAUGGUCACGAAAAUCCAAACGAAUUAACAACACCUGAGUAUCUUAUAUCUGCUGGUGUAGCAAAAUUAAUAGCAGCAUUUUCAACAUAUCCACACGAAGUAGUUAGAACUCGUCUAAGAGAACAAGUAAAACCUGGUACCGUUUCAAAAUAUAAAACUGUACUUCAAACAUUAUAUUUAGUAGCAAAGGAAGAAGGUCUUAGAGGUUUAUUCGGUGGUUUAGGCCCACAUCUCAUCAGAGUUGUUCCUAAUUCUUGUAUUAUGUUUUUAACUUAUGAAUUUGUUUUAGAUGUUCACCAAGCAGUUUCAUCAGUUUUUAAUAAAUUUAAUAAUAAUAAACAUUAA